GACUUCUGCUACUUCAGGAAGAAUGCACAGGAUGAACGUCAUAAAGGAGGCACCAUGGACCGUGUUGUUCUGGCCCAGUCUCAUUAGCGCCAGCAUCCUGCUGGAGUGUUCGCAACAGGAAAACGUCAUCCACCCGUACUGUGCAUCCAUCUCGCAGGAGAAGCUUCUAGACAGGGUUAUCCAGCAUGCCGAGUUCAUCUACCGCAUCUCCGAAGAGUCAUGUUCUUUGUUUGAGGACAUGUUCGUCCCGUACCCGUUGCGGGUUCAGAGGAACCAGAUGGGCUACGAUUGCCUCACCAAGGACAUCCCUGUUCCGAGCUCCAUAGGGGAAGUCCAGCAGAUGUCUGACAAAUGGUUGCUCCACUCAGUGCUGAUGCUGGUCCAGUCUUGGAUCGAGCCUUUGGUCUACCUGCAGACCACACUGGACCGCUACGACGGCGCUCCGGAAAUGCUCCUCAACAAGACCAAGUGGGUGUCCGACAAACUGAUCAGUCUGGAGAAUGGAAUGGUGGUUCUAAUAAAGAAGAUGCUGAAUGAAGGCGUGAUGACCAGCAGCUACAGCGAUCAUGGCCUGCUCCAGUACGACAUGCAACUCGACAUGGUGGAAUCGGUUAUGAGGGACUACGUCGUGCUCAGUUGCUUCAAGAAAGACUCCCACAAGGUGGAGACAUUCCUCAAGAUCAUCAAGUGUCGACAAAAAGACAACUGCGCCUGAAGGAUAAUGCGUGCGUUUUCCAUGUUUGCUUGUUGUGAAUUCUUCGUAGAUGUACUGUAGCCCCCGGUACGAUACAGUCUAUUAUGUUUAACACAAAACAACAGUGCUGUUUUUCAACAUGCUGCAAUAAAUCUUCUUUUAAAUUGUCGUCAC
Molecule: messenger RNA, 868 nt
Organism: Nerophis lumbriciformis (worm pipefish)
Lineage: Eukaryota; Metazoa; Chordata; Actinopteri; Syngnathiformes; Syngnathidae
Gene: smtla
Product: somatolactin alpha
Biological process (GO): positive regulation of tyrosine phosphorylation of STAT protein; animal organ development; growth hormone receptor signaling pathway
Cellular component (GO): extracellular region
Molecular function (GO): growth hormone receptor binding; growth hormone activity
Source: RefSeq, a predicted model, not a curated record